Adineta steineri is the source of this 1011-nucleotide messenger RNA. The record is from the annotation of a GenBank genome assembly. Lineage: Eukaryota; Metazoa; Rotifera; Eurotatoria; Adinetida; Adinetidae.
AUGACGUAUCCAGUGGUAAAUGGUGGUAUUCCGCAAAGGCUCGCUGUCGCUGAUUUUAACAACGAUGAUCACCAAGAUAUUGUUGUUAUGAUUGUUGGCGCAGACGGUGUAGUUACUGACACGUACAGUGUAGGUAUUUUAUUUGGAAAUAGUAAUGGAACGUUUGGAGUAAUGAUAAUAUUGCCAGUAGUACUUUCCGAUGUAAACUCGCCUUGCAGUAUUGCAGGUGAUUUAAAUGGCGAUGGUCACAUAGAUAUCGUUUUCACGAAGAGUAGUACCCCAUGUUCGAUGGCUAUAUUACUCGGAUAUGGGAACGGAACGUUUGCGGCCGAAACGAUACUCCCGAUUGGAAAUGAUGGGUGUGUGCUAUCCAUUGCUAUUGCAGAUUUCAACAACGAUGAUCAUCAAGACAUCGCUGUAAGCAUAGAUAUUGACUUCUAUGUAGCGAUUCUACUUGGGUCUGGUAAUGGAAGCUUUAAAACACCGAUGACAUUCUCCACAGGAAUUUAUAGUUUUUCAUAUUCAAUGGAUGUAAGUGAUUUCAACGGUGACGGUUAUCUAGAUAUAAUCGUCGCAAACCAAGGUAAUUACAAUAUUGGUGUGCUUCUCGGGAAGGCUGAUGGAAGUUUUCGAACACAAAUAACAACUAUGAUCGAACACACUAAUAUAAUAACCCAGAUUGCUGUCGGUGAUUUUAACGGUGACGGUAAAAUGGACGUCGCUGGAGUCUGUGGAGAAGAAAGCUCUACACUUCUUUCUUCUCCACUCACAUUUGUAACUGUAAUGGUUGGAUAUGGUAAUGGCAGUUUUGGACAACAAAUGAUAUUUCCAACCGGGCUUGCUUCUGCGGAUUAUGUUAUCGUCAAUGAUUUUAACGGCGACGGCCGAGUGGAUCUUGCUAUUAGCAGUAUUUUUGGAGGAAAUGUUGGUAUUCUAUUGAGCACAUGUACUUGUUGCGCAACUGAGGUCUCGAGUCAAUCAUAUUUAUCCGCCAAUGAUCCUCCUCGAUGA